ACAACAAUCCAACUCAAUACCUUUCCUUCAAUCCAACUCUACAGCAAAAUUCUGGGCUUGACCCCUCAUAUAAAUACAAAAUUUCAAGAAAAAACCCUUCUCAAAAUAUAUCCCAUGAAUAAAAAAAAAAGACUGGCCCUAUUUCUUGUUUCUUACUUAAUUCUUUUGAGAAAAAAAUUCUAACUUUUUCUCAAAUUAACAACAAUGACUGAAGUACUCCAAUCAUCCCCUUCUCAUCACUUCCCUUCUCCUUCAAGCUCCACCUCUACACCAUGUGUUGUCAGCACCAAUGAUGUUGACGUCCCACACCAGCACCAACCACAGCACCGCCCUCAUAAUAGAACCCAUGAAAUAUUAGACCAAGAAGAAGAGAGCAAAGAGAGGGAGAGAGAAGGGGAUCAAGUGUCAAUCGUGGAACUUCUGGUGGCUGCUUUUAGGAGGUCUAUUGUUGGGUGUAGUGUUACUGCUAGUACUGGGAGCAAAGACCUUUGCAGAAUGGAGAUUGGGGUGCCAACUAAUGUUAGGCAUGUUGCUCAUGUUACUUUUGAUAGGUUUAAUGGGUUUCUUGGUUUGCCGGUUGAGUUUGAGCCUGAGGUUCCCAGGAGAGCCCCCAGUGCGAGUGCAACUGUUUUUGGGGUUUCAACAGAGUCCAUGCAGCUUUCAUAUGACUCUAGAGGGAAUAGCGUGCCUACAAUACUCUUGAUGAUGCAGAGACAGUUGUAUGCCCAAGGAGGUUUGCAGGCAGAAGGAAUUUUCAGAAUUACUGCAGGUAACAGCCAGGAGGAGUAUGUCAGGGACCAAUUAAACAAGGGAGUGAUUCCAGAGGGCAUUGAUGUGCACUGCUUAGCAGGCCUUAUAAAGGCAUGGUUUAGAGAACUUCCAACCGGUGUCCUGGACUCUCUGUCACCAGAGCAGGUAAUGCAGUGUCAGUCAGAAGAGGAGUGUGCUCAGCUUGCAAGGCUCCUUCCCCCUACAGAAGCUGCUUUACUUGACUGGGCAGUAAACCUGAUGGCUGAUGUUGCGCAAAUGGAACAUCUGAACAAGAUGAAUGCACGCAAUGUUGCUAUGGUGUUUGCACCAAACAUGACUCAAAUGUCUGAUCCUUUAACAGCUUUGAUGUACGCUGUUCAAGUGAUGAAUUUUCUCAAGAAUCUUAUAAUUAGGACACUUAGAGAAAGAGAAGAAUCUGUGAUAGAAUCAGCUCCAGCUUCCCGCCUUGAGCCUACUGAUGAAAAUGGGCACCAGAACGCUUCCCAGCCAUCUUGUGAGGAGGAUGAAGAUGCCACUGAGGAGAAUGAAUGGGAGAAGUCAUUUGUUGCUGGAGAGCCUGCUCUCGAGAGCCCUUCUCAACCUAUUCAAGAUGAUUCCAAUUCCGUGGAUGGAUCUGCUAGUUUCUUAAGUUCUAUUGAGAACAUUCCUGUAGGAAAGCGAUCUCUGGUUGAUAAUUGUCCUUGUGAAGUAGCAUCUCAAGUGAAUGCCUUUAAAAAUGAACACCAUAAGGGUGGCCUUACAUAUAAAACUGGAGGGGUCCAAGCAAAAAGUUGCAAGAGCCAAACUGGUCAAUCGAGUACUUCAUAUUUCAAAAGAGGGAAGGUGAAGGAGCAGCCAAUAGUUAGAGCUGCUGGGCCUAUAGAGAAGGGUAAGGGAACUGGCAUCGUAGGUCGCAUAAAUCCAAAGACAGAACUAUUCGAAGCUUGGCGCUGAAGGAUUUGAGUUCUGUACCAAGCUGCCAGCUUGUGCCAGACAAGCUGGCAUUGUUGUGUGUUUUCUUUUUUAUAUGUUUUGUAUGGUUUUCAGUGUGCUUUCGCGAGUGUUUCUGGGUGUUCAUUAACCUUUCGGUGCUUCAUGUUUAUAUUUCCUUAACCGGUUCUAACGUAGUCUUUUCAUAGUACAGCUUCUGAUCAAUUGAAGUAUCCCUAUUCUACGACAA
Molecule: messenger RNA, 1930 nt
Organism: Populus nigra (black poplar)
Lineage: Eukaryota; Viridiplantae; Streptophyta; Magnoliopsida; Malpighiales; Salicaceae
Product: rho GTPase-activating protein 5
Exons: 5
Coding region: 205-1704 (499 amino acids)
Biological process (GO): signal transduction
Molecular function (GO): GTPase activator activity
Source: RefSeq, a predicted model, not a curated record